Molecule: messenger RNA, 1698 nt
Organism: Marmota flaviventris (yellow-bellied marmot)
Lineage: Eukaryota; Metazoa; Chordata; Mammalia; Rodentia; Sciuridae
Gene: Hao1
Product: hydroxyacid oxidase 1
Molecular function (GO): oxidoreductase activity; FMN binding
Source: RefSeq, a predicted model, not a curated record
UGUAGAAGGCAAUACUCAAAAAAUAAACAACCAAAAACCAGUAACAACCAAGGUCGAAAUAAGCUAGGAAAAUGUUCUCCCGGCUAGUUUGUAUUGAUGAUUAUGAACAACAUGCUAAAUCAGUGCUUCAAAAGUCUAUAUAUGACUAUUAUAGAUCUGGGGCAAAUGAUCAGGAGACCUUGGCUGAUAAUAUUACAGCAUUCUCCAGAUGGAAGCUAUAUCCAAGGAUGCUCCAGAAUGUUGCUGAAAUCGAUUUGUCAACUUCUGUUUUAGGACAGCGGGUCAGCAUGCCAAUAUGUGCUGGGGCUACUGCCAUGCAGCGCAUGGCUCAUGUGGAUGGGGAACUUGCAACUGUGAGAGCCUGUCAGACCCUGGGAACUGGCAUGAUGCUGAGUUCCUGGGCUACCUCCUCAAUUGAAGAAGUGGCCAAGGCUGGUCCUGAGGCCCUUCGUUGGCUGCAGCUGUACAUCUACAAGGACCGUGAGGUCACCAGGCAGCUGGUGAAGCGAGCAGAGCAGAUGGGCUACAAGGCCAUAUUCGUGACCGUGGACACCCCUUACCUGGGAAACCGCUUUGAUGAUGUGCGGAACAGGUUCAAGCUGCCUCCUCAACUCAGGUUGAAGAAUUUUGAAACCAAUGAUUUAGCAUUUUCUCCUACGGAAAAUUUUGGAGAUGACAGUGGACUUGCUGCAUACGUGGCGAAAGCUAUAGACCCAUCCAUCAGUUGGAAAGAUAUUGAGUGGCUGAGGGGACUGACAUCACUGCCUAUUGUUGCAAAGGGCAUCUUAAGAGGCGAUGAUGCCAGGAAGGCAGUUAAGCAUGGUCUGGAUGGGAUCUUAGUGUCCAAUCAUGGCGCUCGACAACUUGAUGGAGUGCCAGCCACCAUUGACGUUCUGCCAGAAAUUGUGGAGGCCGUGGAGGGAAAGGUGGAAGUCUUCCUGGAUGGGGGUGUAAGGAAAGGCACUGAUGUUCUGAAAGCUCUGGCCCUGGGUGCCAAGGCUGUGUUUGUGGGGAGACCCAUCAUAUGGGGCUUGGCCUUCCAGGGGGAGAAAGGUGUCCAAGAUGUCCUUGAGAUACUCAAGGAAGAAUUCCGGUUGGCCAUGGCUCUGAGUGGGUGCCAGAAUGUGAAAGUCAUUGACAAGACAUUGGUGAGGAAAAAUCCUUUGGCUGUUUCCAAGAUCUGACAGUGCACAAUAUUUUCCCAUCUGUAUUAUUUUUUUCAGCAUGUAUUACUUGACAAAGAGACACUGUGCAGAGGGUGACCACAGUCUGUAAUUCCCCACUUCAAUACAAAGGGUGUCGUUCUUCUCUAACAAAAUAGCAAUCCCUUUUAGUUCAUUGCUUUUGACUUUUCAAUGGGUGUCAUAGGAACUUUUUAGAAGAAAUGGACUUGCAUCCUGGAAAUAUAUUAACUGUUAAAAAGAAAACAUUGAAAAUGUGUUUAGACAACGUCAUCCUCUGGCAGGUAAAAGUGCUGGAAAACAAAAGAUAUCCUUUGGUAAAACUGGAGGUAGCUAACUCAGAGGUAAAAAGAUAAUGUUCUCACUCUUUAUUAACCUGCAUUGUGUUUGGAAAUUCUUAAAUUGAGUGCUCAGGUUUGACAUACUGGAGAUGCUUGGAGAAACAGGAGAUUUGGAAUCACAACGCAAACUAAAUAGUACUGGGAAUUGGAAUGGAUGGUGGUAAUUUGUGAUUUUU